UCGCCCUCACUGGUUUGCCUUGCGCUCGUUACUCGAUUGAUCUCCGCUGUGUGAUCGUGGGAAGACGUUUCACAUCCAAAUAAAAACAAAAUCUUUAGGAGACAGCACACCAUGAUGCUAGUGCGACUAUUUGUUAUUGGAAUUAUUUUUGUUACCAAUUUGGUAACGGCGUCUGUAUCAGAUAAAAUAACACUCGGUGGACUUUUUCCAGUCAGUAAUCGAGGUGAAGGCGAUAUUGAUUGUGGAAGUAUUAACAAUGUUGGCUUACAGCGACUCGAGGGAAUGUUAUUUGCUUUAGAUCUCAUCAACGCUGAUACCAAGUUGCUCCCGGGGAUUACCUUAGGUGCUAGACUGUAUGAUACGUGUAGGCGUGAAACGUAUGCCCUGGAGCAGACGAUCGAGAUGAUCAGUCAGGACCUCCAGCAAGAUUCGAGCAUGUACGUCUGCCCGAAUGGAAGUGCUGUCCGGCGAGCAGACGACCAGAGUGGUCAGUCUGUAACCGGUGUAGUAGGAGCGGCAAGUAGCUCAAUCUCACAGCCAGUUGCAAGUAUCUUGCGACUCUUUCAGAUUCCUCAGAUUAGCUAUGCGUCUACAAGCCCCGAGUUAAGCGAUAAAAUGCGGUUCGAUUACUUCUUACGAGUUGUGCCCCCGGACACAUUUCAGAGCCAGGCCAUGUUUGAUAUCAUUAAGUUCAUGGGAUGGACGUACGUCUCGACGGUGGCAGAGGCCGGCGAGUAUGGCGAGAAUGGUAUAGACGCCUUCAUCAACCUCACUCGAAACACAGGCAUUUGUAUCUCUCGUUCGGAGGUCAUCGAGCGUGGUGCUACAGAGGCCGUUUACAGUCGUAUUGUAUCGUACCUUGCUGAAGAUAAAAAAGCCCGCGUUGUAGUUAUUUUUGCCCAAGACGACCAGAUCAAGGGAUUGCUAAAAGCAAGUAAUAACCUUACGGAGAGAUUUUUGUGGGUUGCUAGUGAUGGUUGGGGGACGAAGGAGUCAAUCGUAGAAAGCGGAAUGGUGAACAGUGCCGUAGACGCCAUAACCGUGCGGCCUGAACGCUUUGAUGUUGAAGGAUUUAAUGAUUAUUUCCUGUCUCUCAAUCCACUAAACAACUCAAGAAACAAAUGGUUCAAGUCAUUCUGGGAGGAACAACAUAGCUGCUCCUUUGAUGUACCGGGUGGUAGCAACAAUGUGACGUCAUGUAAAGACGUUACCUCCAUAUUCACAAGAGAAAAUUUUGUUCAGGAAGACAAGGUUGCAUUUGUGGUCGACUCUGUGUAUGCGUUCGCAUAUGCUUUACAAAAUAUGUCCAACAAUGAGAACACGGGAACGUUAGUAGAAAACGCCCUCAACGGUGAAAUGUUGCUGAAGUACAUUAAGCAAGUUGAAUUUAUAGGGAAAGGAACGAAAACAGUUAGUUUCAACAAAGAUGGAGACAGGCUUGGGCGGUACCAUAUUUUCCAGUACCAGAAACGAGGAAGCACAUACACCUACCAUCAAAUUGGAGAGUGGAAAGACCAACAUCUGGUGCUAAAUACGAGCGAGAUGGCAUGGAACGAUGGCAGCGAACCAGUAUCAGAAUGCUCGGAGCCAUGUCGUCACGGCCAGAUAAAGAAGAUCCAAGGCGGUAGUCAGUGCUGCUGGGUCUGUACCGAAUGUACAGAGUAUGCUUAUAAAGCUAACGAACUCAGUUGCACAGAGUGUCAGCAAGGGUAUAGGCCUGAUGCUAACCGCACUGAAUGCAUACAGAUAACUGCAGAGUUUGCUACUUGGGGAAAUCCUGGUGUUUUGAUAUCCAUCAUCGUCGCUUCUGCAGGCUUAACUUUCACGGGUAUCGUGAUUGCUAUCUUUUUGCGCUUCAAUGACACCCCGAUCAUCAGGGCUUCUGGUAGAGAACUUACUUAUGUAUUACUGACGGGUAUUGCCUAUUGUUAUGCGUUGCCGUUCAUCAUCUUGGCCCCACCUACCAAUAUCAAUUGUGGUGUUUUGAGAUGCAGUCUUGGACUCAGCUCUGUAAUUUGUUAUGCAGCCAUUUUAACGAAAACAAAUCGAAUAGCUAGAAUUUUUAAUAACUGCCUUCACACCGUGAAGCGACCUAAAUUCGCUGGUCCCAGUGCUCAACUAGUAAUUUGUGGGUGUUUGGUAUCUGUCCAAGUGUUUCUGGUGACAAUUUGGCUGUUGAUCGAUCCACCAGCAGCCGUAGAGCAAUACCCAACGAGAGACAAAGUCGUUUUGCGUUGUCAAGUAACUGAUAAAAUGCUUCUUGUCUCUAAUUGCUACAGUUUUUUGCUGAUCAUAUUUUGCACUAUCUACGCAUUCAAAACACGAAAAAUUCCAGAGAAUUUUAAUGAGGCAAAAUUCAUUGCAUUCGCUAUGUAUGCUUCAUGUAUUCUUUGGAUCGCAUUCAUACCUAUCUACCUUGGAACUUCUGUUAUUGAUUAUAAGAUACAAGAUAUGAUGAUGAGUCUGGCAGUGAUGUUAAGUGCCACUUCCUUGCUGUGUUGUCUAUUCGGGCCAAAAGUAUACAUUGUACUCCUACAGCCAGAAAAGAAUACACGGACGUUGGGUCGUCCUGGCACCACCAAAGCCCGUUCGUUUUCUGCAGACGCAACAGCAUCCAUUGGACCAACGUUGAAUAAUGGCACGUCGCAGCUGUCAAUAAUCUGUGGACAAGACGCUUCACAGAUUGCAGCCAGGGCCUAACGAACCAAACCGCUGGUAUCCAUAGCAGCAAACCGUACAAACUUUCUUGAAAGUAUUACCUAUAUUUCUGAUUAAAGAUACAGUAUAUUUUUUUAGCGUUUAAUUUGUUAUGUAUUUCAAGAAUAGUCGUCAUUAUCAGAUUCCGCCAGUAAAACAGGCGUCAGAAUUUAGCUAAGCAGAGACGAAGUUGGCACUCAACUAUACGUUCUGUGACCAGAGUAUCACGCAACUGUAAGUUAAAACAGAGGUCCCCUCCUACCGACAAGUCUUGCUGGUCUCACCAAGGAGUCAAAUUAACCUGCGCCUACCACAGCUGUUGUUUGAUCACAAUAACAAUGAAUAACCUAGCCCGAUUCACUCAGUUCUGAAAAAAAUGUUGAUAUUUAAGCAGUUACCAGUUCAUUAAGAAAAAAAUAUAAUAUUUUUACAUUGAUUAUAAAUGAGGUUUGAGAAUUAUUAGUUAGUGUUCAGUAGUAGUUAGUGUUCAGUAGUAGGGAAUCCUUUUGUAGUGAGAGAGUCACAGCCUUGUGGAAACGAUGACGAACAGGUAGUGGGUUUUAUUUUUGUAACAUCAGUGGCCUUUAUAGCGAGUCAAACUUAACUAAUCAAUCAAUCAGAAGAGGUUCUGAAAUAUGCGCAUGUCCCACAAUCAAAUAAGUUAACGUACGUUUUACGCCGUGGAUUUGUGGGACCUUGCGCACUUUAGACGACUUUACCAGACAGUAGGUCCUGAAUGUUUGGGUAAGGUUGCAGGACAUCUUUAAUUGCUUUUACGUUUUGCGAUAUGAGUUUAUUUUGGGUGCAGAUCCUGUAAACUAUACUACAUUACAUUAUUGAUGUUAAUAUCACGUAUAGUUAGUAAAUAUGCUUUAAAUGAUACGAAUAUCAUAGUGAUUCUCGUAAGACGCAAGAUGAAAGGCCAUAGGCCUAUAAACUUAUAAAAAAUAUGACGUACCUAUUAUUCGUUAUCGUUUUCUUAGUUGGAAAACCUCAUUUUCUGCUACAAUCAUGUGUGUUGAAAUGGAGUUAAAAAUUUAGUGAUUAAGAUACUUGACUUGUAAUGCCCGGGUCCUGAGUUCUAUUCCUGUGUCAGCAAGACUUUUUUUACGAAUAAAAACAGUUCCACUUCCUAAACCUCAUAAUAAUAAUAACAAUAAUAAUAAUAAUAAUAAUAAUAAUAAUAAUAAUAAUAAUAAUAAUAAUAAUAAUAAAGAUUUAUAAAGCGCACAUCCGCAGAUACUCAAAGGCAGUAUGUUGAGCAUCAGCACCUUCCACCCCGGGAGAAGCCCAGGGCUCCACUACCGUGCACUGCAAAAGGAGCAACAUUGCAUCGACAGAGUAAAAUGGUAUCAUGUUUUUUUUUUUUUUUUUUUUUUUUUU
Molecule: messenger RNA, 4080 nt
Organism: Anneissia japonica
Lineage: Eukaryota; Metazoa; Echinodermata; Crinoidea; Comatulida; Comatulidae
Product: metabotropic glutamate receptor 3-like
Exons: 8
Coding region: 112-2700 (862 amino acids)
Biological process (GO): G protein-coupled glutamate receptor signaling pathway; regulation of synaptic transmission, glutamatergic
Cellular component (GO): membrane
Molecular function (GO): adenylate cyclase inhibiting G protein-coupled glutamate receptor activity
Source: RefSeq, a predicted model, not a curated record